GUUUUUGUUUUGCAAUUUUGAGAUUUGAUUUUUGAUUUUGUUAAAAAAAAACAUUAUUAACAAUAUAAUAAGCAAAAAAAAGUAAAAUAAAACAACAACAACAUCGAAAGAAGUUAAAUAAAUAUGAGCAAUACAAUGACCGCUCAUGAACCCAUAAACUACUUGGAUAGCAUCCUUAACGAAGAGGAGAAACGCUGUGAGUACAGUCAUCAAUGGCGUAAUUUCACCAUAUCACGUUCAGGUCGAUUUAAAUCAAAAAACAAACAUCGUAAUGCUGUCGAUGGUAAAAUGUUUGAUCAUACAGCAUCAGCAGGCACAACAUCUAAUACAUCAUCAGCUUCAGCUUCAUCAUCGGUAGCUUCAACAGCAAUGGGAACUUCAUCAGCUUAUAGUACAUCCUCUUUAGAUAAGGAUAAGAUCUCAUCACAUUAUGGUUCAUCAACAUUUGCCUCAACAAAAUCCUAUCAAAAUCAAACAGCUUCUGCAAAAUCGAUCUCAUCAUCAUCGGCCACUACAAGACAACGUGACAAAAUGGAAACCUAUAAAAGUUACUAUGAGACAAAUUUAUAAAAGCAAAAAUAAAAAAAAAUGUUCUUUAUUUUUGUUGUUAAA
Messenger RNA from Lucilia cuprina (Australian sheep blowfly), 612 nucleotides. RefSeq lists its product as uncharacterized. Bases 124 to 570 code for a protein of 148 amino acids. NCBI's taxonomy places the organism in Eukaryota, Metazoa, Arthropoda, Insecta, Diptera, Calliphoridae. The transcript is spliced from 2 exons. The record is from RefSeq and is a predicted model, not a curated record.